This is a messenger RNA of Sphenostylis stenocarpa, 240 nucleotides long. The record is from the annotation of a GenBank genome assembly. NCBI's taxonomy places the organism in Eukaryota, Viridiplantae, Streptophyta, Magnoliopsida, Fabales, Fabaceae.
AUGGCUCGCUCUGUGCCUUUUCUCUCAACCAUUUUUCUAUUGCUUUUGCUUCUGCUCGCCACUGCAGAGAUGGGGCCAACAAUGGUGGCAGAGGCAAGAACUUGUGAGUCUAAGAGCCACCGUUUCAAGGGGCCAUGUCUGAGUGACACCAACUGUGGUUCUGUGUGUCGAACUGAACGUUUCACCGGAGGACACUGCCGUGGUUUUCGUCGUAGAUGUUUCUGCACCAAACAUUGUUAA